GUACUGAUAGACGGCACUGACUGGCAUCACUGCUGGGCACUGACUGGCGGCACUGACUGGCACAACCGCUGGGCACUGACUGGUGGCACUGACUGGCAGCACUGCUGGGCACUGACUGGUGGCACUGACUGGCAGCACUGGUGGGUGGGCACAGGUGGGUGGCACUGGUGGGCACAGGUGGGUGGCACUGGUGGGCACAGGUGGGUGGCACUGGUGGGCACAGGUGGAGUGGCACAGGUGGGUGCACUGCUGGGCACAGGUGGGCGGAGCUAGUGGGCGCACUGCUGGGCACAGGUGGGCGAAACUUGUGGGUGGCACUGCUGG
Molecule: messenger RNA, 324 nt
Organism: Staurois parvus
Lineage: Eukaryota; Metazoa; Chordata; Amphibia; Anura; Ranidae
Source: the annotation of a GenBank genome assembly